This is a messenger RNA of Bombina bombina (fire-bellied toad), 347 nucleotides long. Its product is annotated as RAC-alpha serine/threonine-protein kinase-like. The transcript has 3 exons. Gene Ontology annotation, biological process: protein phosphorylation. NCBI's taxonomy places the organism in Eukaryota, Metazoa, Chordata, Amphibia, Anura, Bombinatoridae. Gene Ontology annotation, molecular function: ATP binding; protein kinase activity. The record is from RefSeq and is a predicted model, not a curated record. The coding region runs from base 92 to 325 and encodes 77 amino acids.
GAAUGAAUUUGAAUACCUGAAGCUAUUGGGUAAAGGUACCUUUGGGAAGGUCAUUUUAGUCAAAGAGAAGGCGACGGGACGAUAUUACGCUAUGAAAAUUUUAAAAAAAGAAGUAAUUGUUGCAAAGGAUGAAGUAGCGCAUACGCUUACGGAAAACCGCGUCCUGCAAAACUCUAGGCACCCUUUCCUUACAGCACUAAAAUAUUCCUUUCAGACGCACGAUCGGCUAUGUUUUGUUAUGGAGUACGCCAAUGGCGGCGAGGUGCGUAAUAAGCUUCUAUAUUGCGUUAUUUUGUUGCUGCACCAUGUGAGAGAGAUUAACUAAAUGUACAUUAAUGUCUGUUACA